UCACUGCAUUACUUCACAUCACAACUCAUCAGCAGGGACGCUUGAUGAUACACGGGAUUGGAUCUAGCCUACUUUACGUACCGUUUUAUUUUGUUAGGCUAUUUUUUUUUUUCUCUUUUCUUUCAACAUCUCAAAAGAAACCAGUUUUAUCUUGAAUAUUUAACUAUGAAUUAGGAUAAAAACAUGUGUCUUAAUAUAUGGCAUUAUGGCAGAGCAAAUGUUACCUGCAAUUAAUUUAGAUAGAUCUGUGUCUAUAUCGCGAAGGACAGUGAUAAUCUAUCAGAAAAUAUGGAGACAUUUACAAUUCACGAUAUGCUCAUCAAUUCCACUGAUAUUUAUAAAAUUUUAUGUGGACUGGGAAUCGAGAAUUUGUCGGAGUGUAAAAAUGAUAAUAACAGCACGUCCGAGCCAAAAGACAUGAAGCAGUCGGUGCGGAUCGCUCUGUAUGUGCUCAUCUUCCUCUUGAGCUUCAUUGGGAACAGCCUCAUCAUCACCGUCCUGCUGCGGAACCGGCGCAUGCGGACGGUAACGAACCUGUUCCUGCUGUCUCUGGCCGUCAGUGAUCUGAUGCUGAGUGUCUUCUGCAUGCCCUUCACACUCAUCCCAAACCUCAUGAAGGACUUCAUCUUCGGCGCCGGCAUGUGUAAAGUGGCCACGUACUUCAUGGGUAUUUCGGUGAGCGUGUCCACAUUCAACCUCGUGGCCAUCUCUCUGGAGCGCUACAGUGCCAUUUGCAACCCCCUUAAGUCCCGCACAUGGCAGACGAAAUCCCACGCUACAAAAGUCAUCACAGCCACUUGGGUCGUGUCUUUUCUGCUCAUGCUGCCUUAUCCGAUAGGCAACACUCUGGUGCCUUUCAUGCGCAGUAACAACAGCACAGGCCACAUGUGCCGCUUGGUUUGGCCCAGUGAUGUCAUGCAGACCUGGUAUGUUUUCCUGUUGCUGACACUCUUUCUCGUGCCUGGCAUCAUAAUGGUGACGGCUUAUGGCCUCACCUCACUCGAACUCUACAGGGGAAUCAAAUUUGAAAUGGCUAACAGGAAAUCAAACAGAGAGAAAGAAUACGGCACUUCCAGUCUGAAAAAUGGUGAUGGCUGCUACCUCCAACCCUCCAAGAGAAAGCGUCCCGAACCCAUGACGCCCGGCUUCAGCAAUCCAAAAUGCAAACUGCGAAGGGUUUGCAGCAACAGCCCCACAGCAAACCUCAUGGCCAAGAAACGGGUCAUUCGCAUGCUGCUGGUGAUCGUGGGGCUGUUCUUCCUCUGCUGGACGCCCAUCUUUGUUGUUAAUGCCUGGAGGGCUUUUGACAGACGUUCAGCCGAUCGUGUCCUCUCAGGAGCGCCGAUCUCUUUCAUCCACUUGCUUUCCUACACCUCGGCCUGCGUCAACCCCAUAGUCUAUUGUUUCAUGAACAACCGCUUCAGACAGGGUGUGCUGGCGACGUUCAGCUGUCGUAAGACUGAUUUCGAGGAAGUUAGCAGGAGCAGCACCCGACGUAGCGCCAGAGGAGCUGGAGGGCAGAGAACGCUGUGUGGAGGAACUGAUGUGACCAGACAGGCUGACGGUAACACACAAAGCUCAGGAACACGUUCCAGGCUAACUGACACCAGUAUCCGUGGCUCAGCACAAGCAUAACUGACACUCGUUAAACCCAGACAUUUUCAGUAUAUGAGCCCAACAAGAAGUUUAUCUUGAGUUAAAUGUAAAGGAAAAUAUGAGAUCAGUGUCAAAAUCAGUCAAAGCUGCUAACGGGAGAGAGUCUUGUUGUACUGAUGAUAAAAGAGAGCACAAGCAUGCAGACAGUGGCUGAUAAUAUCACUGAAACGCUGAUAGUAUCCAAUGCUUAAAUUUAGCAUGUCACUGUUAAAUAAACAGCAGCACCAAACAGAGCAAGACUGUGGCCUUCAGUCCUCAUUACAGUACAGACUAAGACAAAGUCAUAAAGAAGUUUUGUCUCUCUAAUUUUCUGGCUCACCUACGUAUAAUGUAAAAAAUUAUAUGACUUAUAUAACUUGUGUUUUUACAUUACUUUAACUCAUCAAAGUAAGUUAAGCGAUUUUCAACUUUAUUUUAUAACUCAUUCUUUAAGCCAAUUUAAUUGAAGUUAAAAUUAUUUUAACAGCUGAGUUGCUUGCUCUUAAAAAGUUAAUGCAAUUCAUUUGAUUUCCUUGCCUUUGACUUGAUUUGUGUGUGUGUGUGUGUGUGUUACUGUCAAAGUAAUCGUCCAGAUGUUUUGAGAACAUUCUAAUAUUGCUCCUAACUACACUACCAUUCAAAAGAUUGGUUGAGGUUGAGAUGUUUUUAAAAUAACUCUCUUCUGCUCACCAAGGCUGUAUUUAUUGAAUCAAAAAUAUUGUGAAAUAUUUAUAUAACAUUCAAAAAUGUAUUUUAUAAAUAAAUUCCAGUGAUGGCAGUGCUUCAUUACGCCAGUCUUCAGUGUCACACGAUCAAGAAAUCUGCAAUACUAUAUGCUAAAUUGUUGCCCAAGAAAAAUGUAUUAUUAUUUAUUUAAAUGUAUUAUUAUUGUUUAAAACAGAUCUGCUGUUUAAUGUAGUUUUAUAUAUAUAUAUAUAU
Messenger RNA from Carassius gibelio (silver crucian carp), 2574 nucleotides. Its product is annotated as cholecystokinin receptor type A-like. Gene Ontology annotation, cellular component: membrane. Gene Ontology annotation, molecular function: neuropeptide receptor activity; gastrin receptor activity. The record is from RefSeq and is a predicted model, not a curated record. The transcript is spliced from 5 exons. NCBI's taxonomy places the organism in Eukaryota, Metazoa, Chordata, Actinopteri, Cypriniformes, Cyprinidae. Gene Ontology annotation, biological process: neuropeptide signaling pathway. The coding region runs from base 289 to 1635 and encodes 448 amino acids.